AUGGCAACAGACGACCUCGAACAUGUUAUAACAACGGCUGAAAGGGAGCCUUCGGGCUCCGAUACCACACUCUCACCUGGUCAGAGCGAUCCCCUUCCCACCGCUGACGGCUGUGUCAUCUGCCUCGACCGCAUCACCGAUAAAGCCACCGCCAUCCCGUGCCGUCACGAUCAGUUCGAUUUUUCAUGCUUGGGAACAUGGCUCCAACGGCAGCCUGUCUGUCCAUUAUGCAAGACCCCCGUCACCGCCAUCAGGUUCAAAGUCGUCGGCCGGGAUGAUAGCAAGAGUCAACUCUUCCAUCUUCCCCCACCAGAACGACCGCAACAAACCACGAGCCGGGUCGGGCAUGGCUUUGCGCAACAACAGAGGCUGAGACGGCGUCGGGCAUAUGGCAGAGGAGGUGGAAAUCGCGGCAGCGGCAGGACUUCUGGUCAUGACAUAUCAAAAGACACCGCGCUCGAUUUCCGCAGGCACGUUUAUCGCCACAAGCUGUACUCUCUCCACGUUGGGUCUAAUCGCAUUUCACGAUAUCGGAAUCUGACACCCGCGUCCUUUGCAAAAGAUGAGCAUCUCACAAGCCGCGCUCGGAUGUUCAUCAGGCGCGAACUGCAGGUUUUCGACUUCCUCAACCCGAGUUCCGCCCAAUCGUCGAGCUGUGCGAAAUCCAGUGACCGCCGCGCAAACAACGCCGAUUUCCUUCUGGAGUACAUAGUCGGAAUCUUGAAGUCAAUCGACCUGAAGGGCAGCACCGGACAAGCCGAGGAGUUGUUGAAGGACUUCCUCGGCAGAGAACAUACACGGAUAUUCCUGCAUGACCUCGAAGCGUGGUUAAGGAGUCCUUAUGAGCAUUUGAAGGAUUGGGACAGGGCGGUGCAGUACGCGAUGCCUGCAGAAGCAGAUGGUCAAGCAAAUGACGGGCCCAACUCCCUAAGGUCCAUGGACCUGUGCCGUCCGUCCACUCAGUCGCGGCUAGAGGCAAGUACAUCCUCCGUGCCUCGAUGGUUUUCCAACAAUUUUGUCCUAGGAGACCGGAGCAUGCGAGGGACGUGA
Molecule: messenger RNA, 1050 nt
Organism: Cladophialophora yegresii CBS 114405
Lineage: Eukaryota; Fungi; Ascomycota; Eurotiomycetes; Chaetothyriales; Herpotrichiellaceae
Exons: 1
Coding region: 1-1050 (349 amino acids)
Biological process (GO): protein polyubiquitination; protein monoubiquitination
Molecular function (GO): ubiquitin protein ligase activity
Source: RefSeq, a predicted model, not a curated record